Messenger RNA from Mastomys coucha (southern multimammate mouse), 2752 nucleotides. RefSeq names its product solute carrier family 26 member 2 (gene Slc26a2). Gene Ontology annotation, biological process: transmembrane transport. Gene Ontology annotation, molecular function: chloride transmembrane transporter activity; secondary active sulfate transmembrane transporter activity; oxalate transmembrane transporter activity. The transcript has 4 exons. The record is from RefSeq and is a predicted model, not a curated record. The coding region runs from base 371 to 2587 and encodes 738 amino acids. Gene Ontology annotation, cellular component: membrane. NCBI's taxonomy places the organism in Eukaryota, Metazoa, Chordata, Mammalia, Rodentia, Muridae.
GCCGGGCUCCUUCCGCACCUUUUUUCCAGUGACUGUGGCCGGCUGCCUCCUCCUCGGGGCCGGGCCAUGGGCGGGGACGGUUGCCGGGGUAUUAAAGGGAGACUCGCCCGCGGCUGGACUGCUUGUACCCCUGCGGCGGCGAACCCGCAGCCCGGUCUGGCUGGAGGACACGCGCCGCGGGAGCCCGUGUACGGCGGCCCCGAGCGUUGAGGCGUGAAGUUACUGCUUUGAAGACAUCAUCUUCGGGCUUCCAUCAAUUCCAGGACAUGCGCUGUAAUUCCUGCCUUUGUUCCUCAGUAAGUGAUGUGUGGCUGUGUCCAGGAGCCCCGCUGAGCAACAGUGAUUGGAAGUAAACCAUCUGCCUCCUGAAAUGUCUUCAGAAAAUAAAGAGCAACAUGACCUCUCACAGAGGGAUUUACCUGAAGAAGCCUACGGGUUCCCACCUGAGCGCCCCCUGGAGGUUCAAAGAAGAUCAAGCCCUGACUUGAGGCAGUUUGAGACCAGUAAUCAUAGAACUUUCCGUAGGAUCCACAUGGAACUUAAUGAGAAACCAGAUACUAACAUCAAACAGUUUGUCAUCCGAAAACUCCAGAAGACUUGCCAGUGCAGCACAACCAAAGUCAGAAAUGGGAUUUUUGAUUUCUUUCCUGUUUUGCGGUGGCUCCCAAAAUAUGAUCUGAAGAAAAACAUUUUAGGUGAUGUGAUGUCUGGCCUGAUUGUGGGUAUACUGUUGGUGCCCCAGUCCAUUGCUUACUCUCUGUUGGCUGGCCAGGAGCCUAUCUAUGGUCUAUAUACAUCAUUUUUUGCCAGCAUUAUUUAUUUCCUGUUUGGUACCUCCCGCCACAUCUCUGUGGGCAUUUUUGGAAUACUGUGCCUUAUGAUUGGUGAGGUAGUUGACCGAGAACUACAUAAAGCCUGCCCUGACAUUGAUGCUACAUCAUCUUCAAUAGCAAUGUUUUCAAAUGGAUGUGUGGUUGUAAACCAUACAUUAGAUGGACUCUGUGACAAAAGCUGUUAUGCAAUUAAAAUUGGCAGCACUGUGACAUUCAUGGCUGGAGUUUAUCAGGUAGCAAUGGGCUUCUUUCAAGUGGGCUUUGUCUCUGUCUACCUCUCUGACGCCUUGCUGAGCGGGUUUGUCACUGGUGCCUCCUUCACCAUCCUCACAUCUCAGGCCAAGUACCUCCUUGGGCUGAGCCUUCCUCGGAGUCAUGGUGUAGGCUCAGUCAUUACUACCUGGAUCCACAUCUUCAGAAACAUCCAUAAGACCAACAUCUGUGAUCUCAUCACCAGCCUUUUGUGUCUCCUGGUCCUUGUGCCAACCAAAGAACUCAAUGAACACUUCAAGUCCAAGCUCAAGGCUCCAAUUCCAAUCGAGCUCGUUGUCGUUGUGGCGGCCACAUUGGCUUCUCAUUUCGGAAAACUAAAUGAGAAUUACAAUUCCAGCAUUGCUGAACACAUUCCCACUGGGUUUAUGCCACCCCAAGCACCAGACUGGAGCCUCAUUCCUAAUGUGGCUGUAGAUGCAAUAGCUAUUUCUAUCAUUGGUUUUGCUAUCACUGUCUCGCUUUCCGAGAUGUUUGCCAAGAAACAUGGCUACACAGUCAAAGCAAACCAAGAAAUGUAUGCCAUUGGCUUUUGCAAUAUCAUCCCUUCCUUCUUCCACUGUAUAACUACUAGUGCAGCUCUUGCAAAGACGCUGGUUAAAGAGUCAACAGGCUGCCAGACGCAGUUGUCAGCCAUAGUGACAGCCCUUGUUCUUUUGUUGGUCCUUCUGGUAAUAGCGCCUUUAUUCUAUUCCCUUCAAAAAUGUGUCCUUGGUGUGAUCACUAUUGUAAAUCUCCGGGGUGCACUUCUGAAGUUUAGAGACCUGCCAAAGAUGUGGAGGCUCAGCAGAAUGGACACAGUUAUCUGGUUUGUGACAAUGCUGGCCUCUGCUCUCUUAAGCACUGAAAUAGGCCUGCUCGUUGGGGUUUGCUUUUCGAUGUUUUGUGUGAUUCUCCGUACUCAGAAGCCAAAGAUAUCACUGCUUGGUUUAGAAGAAGAAUCUGAAAUCUUUGAAUCCAUUUCCACUUACAAGAACCUUCGGAGUAAGUCAGGCAUCAAGGUUUUCCGCUUCAUAGCCCCUCUCUACUACAUAAACAAAGAAUGCUUUAAAUCAGCUUUGUAUAAGAAGACUCUUAACCCAGUCUUGGUAAAGGCAGCUUGGAAAAAGGUGGCAAAGAGGAAACUCGAAGAGGAAACCGUGACUUUUCGUGGGGACCCGGAUGAAGUUUCAAUGCAGCUUUCCCAUGAUCCCUUGGAGGUGCACACUAUCGUGAUUGACUGUAGUGCAAUACAGUUUUUAGAUACAGCAGGGAUCCACACACUGAAAGAAGUUCGCCGGGAUUAUGAAGCCGUUGGUAUCCAGGUUUUACUGGCUCAGUGCAAUCCUUCUGUGAGGGAUUCCUUAGCCAGAGGAGAAUAUUGCAAAAAGGAAGAAGAGAAUCUUCUCUUCUACAGUUUGUCUGAAGCGGUAGCUUUUGCAGAAGAUGCUCAGAAUCAGAAAGGGGUGUGUGUUGUCAAUGGUCUGAGUCUUUCUGGUGACUGAGAGAAUCUGAGUCUUUCCGGUGACUUGGAAAGGUAAUAAAAGGACGAAUAGUGUCUUGCCUGUUUCAGUGUGCAACGUUUUCUACUGCGAAAGGCGAAAUCGAUGCACACUUGAAAUAGUUCUCCUUUAAAGCUAGCCUUUUUAUGUGCAGUAGAGCUUUUGGUU